UCGAGUUUCAAAAUGGUGUCUCGGCCUGUUGAAAAAGAUUUAGACAAAAUCUUGAAGCUGGCGGGUCUGGAUGGAACGGACGGCGACUCUGAAGGUGACACAAAAAUUGUUGUCGUCGGAAACAAGGGAUCGGGCAAGACCAGCUUCAUCGAGUGCUUUGUGACAGAAGAGUGCAUCUAUCCAGAACUAAACCAGCCUCGGCAAUGGCGAAAAUCUGUUGGCUUUGGAGGCGAUAGGAAACUUAUUGAUUUCGUGCUAAGGGAACUUCCAGCUUCCGAUGAUCUUGCUCACAUCCGAGCUCGGGCGUACCGAAACUCUCGGGCGGUAGUUAUUUGUUACUCGAUAGCGGACCGUGAGAGUUGGGAGGCUAUUCCGAAAUGGCACGAAGAAGUGAAGCAAUUUCUGCCGGAUGCGAAAGUGUUCGUGGUUGGCAACAAAAUGGAACAGAGGAAAAAUGAGACCCCCGUAUCUCGAAAGGAAGGGAAAGACAUGGCCAGAUCGAUUGGAGCUGAUAAGUACUAUGAAAUCUCGGCCUACACCGGUAAAUAUGUUCCUGACGUAGUGCUCAGCAUCGAAGAGAGACUGAAACCUUCGAAAUGACAGGCCUGAAAAGGAAUCUACUUUCAGGUUCACUCAAAAUCGACAAAAUUUCAUGGUUGGAAAAAUUCUAUGGACUUGCUGAUUUUAAAUAUAUUUGAAGAUUUUUUUUAAAUAAAUCUACUCUUGUUCUUGUUAAAAUGCCGUAACUUUUCUGGAAGUUCUGAACAUUUAAGAGGAGGAAUCAAUUCAUACCCUCACAAGUGGUGACCUUUACAUUAAUACUGUUCAGCUUCGACAGUGGGAAUGAAUUUUAAACGACAGAAGUAGCCCGUACCUUGGAAAAGUCUGCCCAUCCCUGCUCUAAGGUUGUCUCUUGAUUUUGUCAAAGGUUGGUGAACAUCUGUAGGUUCUUC
Messenger RNA from Argiope bruennichi, 953 nucleotides. RefSeq names its product rho-related GTP-binding protein RhoE-like. Gene Ontology annotation, molecular function: GTPase activity; GTP binding. The transcript has 3 exons. Gene Ontology annotation, biological process: small GTPase-mediated signal transduction. NCBI's taxonomy places the organism in Eukaryota, Metazoa, Arthropoda, Arachnida, Araneae, Araneidae. Bases 13 to 600 code for a protein of 195 amino acids. The record is from RefSeq and is a predicted model, not a curated record.